GCUUGCAAAAAAAUUUCAUAUAUGAUACCGGAACUUGGUGUUCAUUACAUUACCGGAUUUAGAAUUUUCGAUGUUCUUACCGGACCAAUUGCUCAAGCAGCUGGACUACAACUUCGAGAUCUACCUGGAAUACGGCCUUGGUUACCUGUCAGCGAUGUUUGCCACUCGCUUAUUUUUGUAAUUCAUCCAGUAGAAGCAGAGAAAUUAGCCGCUUUCUUCUACUACAGGUUGAUAAAAGUUGACAAUUUUAGUAGUAAAUUUUAA
This is a messenger RNA of Loa loa (African eye worm), 264 nucleotides long. RefSeq lists its product as hypothetical. NCBI's taxonomy places the organism in Eukaryota, Metazoa, Nematoda, Chromadorea, Rhabditida, Onchocercidae. The record is from RefSeq and is a predicted model, not a curated record. The annotation marks the transcript as partial. The transcript has 2 exons.